Molecule: messenger RNA, 777 nt
Organism: Stylonychia lemnae
Lineage: Eukaryota; Ciliophora; Spirotrichea; Sporadotrichida; Oxytrichidae
Source: the annotation of a GenBank genome assembly
AUGAAGUUCAUUAGAAUUAAAUCUUUUUUCCUUACAAUUUCAGUAAUUCAGUCACUUAUUUCAGGAGAUGUACUUGGUGGAUUUAUCUCUUUGUUUUGUUUGAUAGGUUUCUUCUUUUGCUGGAUAUGUUAAUGCUGUAAGUACAAUUAUUAAAGAGGAACUAUAACCAAUAAAUGCUCUUGUGAAAUUAAUAGACUAAUUUGUAAGAAAAAAACUCCUGGAUUUAAGAAAGAAAAUUCAGAAUUAGUCAGGGCAACCUAGAGAGGAAUUAUCAGCCUUCCUAAUUAUGAAAUAAUUAGGAUAGUUGCUUAGAAUAAUAAUCCUAUUGCGGAUUGCAAUAUUCCAAUAGUUAUGGGUUAACCAGAAUUGCAACAGACUGAAUUAUUUCCGAAUCCAGUAUUUGUGAACUCAAACUAACCAAUGUUCUUGAAUAGCUAGCCAAUCUUUCCUCCCAGUAAUAAUGAAAAUACCUAUGAAACUAAGAUAGAAAAUAAUUAAGAUACUAAUAUGAUUGUUCAAAAAAACACAAUAAUGCAUGACAAUGAAAAAUAGCAGAAGUAUAACAUAGCUCAAUUUCCUAUAAUAACUCAUGACAAUUAGAGUAGCAAUAGUAAUUAAUUGGAUAGCAUAAACAAGAAUUCUAAAAAUUAAGACACUAAACAUGAACAAGAACAGUAAUAACCAUAAUCUAUUACUAUAAAUAGAUAAGUAGAUCACAAUAAUGUUUAAUUGAGCAUUAUUCAAAAUAUUAAAGAAAAUAGAGAUAAUUAGCUUUGA